UUUUGAGCAAGACCCCUUCAUGAGGCUGAGGACGUCUCUGGAGUCACUGCACGCUCCUCCUGGAUGGAGACCGUCCUCCGCGCUUUCACUUGGCAGCUCUGCAAGGAAGACCCGGGUCCUAAAUGCUCCUGACGGACAGACAGUUUGCCGGGGUGGAACUCAGCGCCCCUGCUACAAGAUAGUGUACUUCCAUGACACCUCGCGGAGGAUCAGCUUUGCCGAAGCUGAUCAGGCCUGCAGAAGGGAUGGCGGGCACCUCGUUAGCAUUGAAUCAGAAGCGGAGCAGAGACUGAUUGAAAAAUUUAUUGAGGGGCUCUUGGCUUCGGAUGGAGACUUCUGGAUAGGCCUGAGGAGGAAAGGGGAAGACCUGGAUAACAGCACAGACUGUCAGGACCUGUACGCGUGGUCUGAUGGCAGCUCGUCCGGAUUUCGGAACUGGUAUGAAGAUGAGCCCUCCUGCGGGAGCGAAAUCUGCGUCGUGAUGUAUCACCAGCCCUCUGCCCCACCCGGUGUCGGAGGUCCGUAUAUGUUUCAGUGGAACGAUGACCGAUGCAACAUGAAGAAUAACUUCAUUUGCAAAUAUUCUCUUGAAAAGCCCACAAGUGCCCCGGAAGAGGACUCUCAUGAGGGGUCUCUGAAACCAACUUCCCCAGAAGAACUGAUCAAAGAGGAGGCUCAUGUAAAAGAUGUUGUCAUAGGAUCCCUGAAACCAACAUCCCCAGGAGAACCGAUUAAGGAGGAGGCUAAUGUAACACUUAAAGAAGCCAAAGAACCUGUUUUGAGUCUUGCCUAUAUCUUAAUCCCCAGCAUCCCUCUGCUCCUCCUCCUGAUGGUCGUUACAGCCAUCUUCUGUUUUUGGCUUUUCGCAAAGAGGAGACAAGACCGAGUAGAUGCAAGUCCAAAGGAGCAGGAUGUCUGGCUCUCUCCCCAAAGGCCAAACAGUCCCAAUCUGGAGAUUUACAAUGUAAUUAAGAAACAAACAGAAGCAGAUCUGGCUGGAACCAGGCCUGACACUAAGAUUUCCUCCUUCCGUUCGCCCGGAGACAAUAUGCUGGAUAACCUCUCCGGGGAUUAUGAGAACGUGGCUGUGAACACUUCUGAGAGCGGCUUUGUGACAUUGGCCAGUACUGAGAGUGGCUUUGUGACCAACGAGAUCUACGAGCUGUGCAGUGACCGGGUGGGGAGAAGCAAGGAGUCGACCUGGGUAGAAAAUGAAAUAUAUGGUUACUAAGAGACUGGAAACCCUUGGAUGUGGAUGAUGCAGCAAAUAAAAAUCAGAGUUAUGCAGUGAUAAUGGG
Alligator sinensis (Chinese alligator) is the source of this 1298-nucleotide messenger RNA. It is a transcript of the gene LAYN, whose product is annotated as layilin. Gene Ontology annotation, molecular function: hyaluronic acid binding. The record is from RefSeq and is a predicted model, not a curated record. Bases 20 to 1231 code for a protein of 403 amino acids. Lineage: Eukaryota; Metazoa; Chordata; Crocodylia; Alligatoridae. The transcript is spliced from 8 exons.